Molecule: messenger RNA, 1203 nt
Organism: Varanus komodoensis (Komodo dragon)
Lineage: Eukaryota; Metazoa; Chordata; Lepidosauria; Squamata; Varanidae
Gene: SYT8
Product: synaptotagmin 8
Exons: 8
Coding region: 1-1203 (400 amino acids)
Biological process (GO): cellular response to calcium ion; regulation of calcium ion-dependent exocytosis; synaptic vesicle endocytosis
Cellular component (GO): dense core granule; synaptic vesicle membrane; axon
Molecular function (GO): clathrin binding; calcium-dependent phospholipid binding; phosphatidylserine binding
Source: RefSeq, a predicted model, not a curated record
AUGGCUAAAGGAGCAGUCUCUGGCAUCACUGCUGCACCCAGCAGUCCCAGUAACAUCACAACAAGCCCUUUUGUGACCACCAGCCAGCCAAGCAUCAUUGAAGGCAUCCUUAACAAAAUCCCGUUACCCAGAUGGGCUCUCAUAGCCAUCGCAGUCGCUGUGGGCCUAGUCCUGCUGCUCAUCCUCAUCUGCCUGAUCAAGUGCUGCUGUUGCAGAAAGAAGCACAAGAAGAAGGAGAAACUCAACCUUGCCAACAUCAAUGGCUCCUCCACCACUGCCAGUCUGGUUCAACCUGACAUGGACGACAUAGAAUGUGGACUGGACAAUGAGAAACGAGGACGACUGCAGUAUUCCCUGGAGUAUGACUUCCGUAGUCAAGAGAUGAAGGUUGGCGUGAAACAGGCAGCAGACUUGAAGGCGAUGGACAGUGGAGGUACCUCUGAUCCGUACGUGCUUGUCUACUUGACAUCUGAUAUCAGGAAGAAGUAUGAAACAAAAGUUUACCGUAAGACGCUCAACCCUGUUUUCAAUGAGACCUUUGUUUUUCAGAUACCGCAAGCAGAGGUUGCUGAAGCUAGCCUGGUGAUGCAGGUGUAUGACUUCAACCGCUUUGCCAAACAUGACAUCAUCGGUGAGAUGCGGCUGCCUCUCGGUGAGGUUGACCUGCAGCAUGUCAUGGAGCAAUGGCAUGAGCUCACAGCAGCUGGCAAGAUGGAGCAAGAACGACUUGGGGAGAUUUGCUUCUCACUCCGAUACAUCCCCAGCACCAGCAAAUUAACAGUGGUCAUCUUGGAAGCCAAAAAGCUCAAGCAGAUGGAUGCCCAUGGCCUGUCAGACCCCUAUGUGAAAGUGCAACUUAUUCUGAACAAAAAGAAGUGGAAGAAAAAGAAGACGAGCAUAAAGAAAAAUACAUUACACCCCUACUUCAACGAGGCAUUUCUUUUUGAAGUGCCUUUCAGCAUAAUCCAGAAUGUAGAUCUGGUGAUUUCUGUCUGGGAUCAUGACAAAAUGUCCAAGGAUGAGCAGAUCGGGAAACUGUUCCUUGGCUGCCGUGCUGCAGGCAACCAGCUGCGCCAUUGGUCAGAUAUGCUGGCCAAUCCCCGCAGGCCGAUCGCACAGUGGCACAGCCUGCAGCCUGUGGAAGACGUUGACAAAACCCUGGGCCUGAAGACACGUUUCAGGCUGCCGCUACCCAACAGCUAA